Messenger RNA from Thamnophis sirtalis, 2246 nucleotides. RefSeq names its product ETS variant transcription factor 7 (gene ETV7). Gene Ontology annotation, biological process: cell differentiation; regulation of transcription by RNA polymerase II. NCBI's taxonomy places the organism in Eukaryota, Metazoa, Chordata, Lepidosauria, Squamata, Natricidae. Gene Ontology annotation, molecular function: DNA-binding transcription factor activity, RNA polymerase II-specific; sequence-specific DNA binding. The record is from RefSeq and is a predicted model, not a curated record. Gene Ontology annotation, cellular component: nucleus.
UCAGAGUGGAGCGCCGGUCUUUGGAAGCGCCGCCAGUCCCGCGGGCAGUUCGCCAAGAGGCGGAAUAGGUCAGCACUGGGGCGACACACAGAGAGAGAUACUCAGAGGUUGCUCCGAGCGCGGACGGUGGCUGUGUGGCGGGCCAAGCUCCAGCACCUUUCGGAGCCGCCUUUCGUUUUCAUUUUCCGGAAGGACAGCGAGCACUGCCUGGGCUGAAAGAAGAAGGCUGGUGGGGAAUUGGAUUGGCUUCUGGGCGCAUCCGGACGAUCACCGGCCCCGCGGUUCUUUCCCCUCCACUCCACUCUCCUUGUAAUGCAGGUUGAAGUGACAGCUGGCUCUUUUACUCCUGUGGCUACAUCAUCUUUGCCCUUACCAUUGCACUCCACUUUGAAGACGUCAGUAAAGUCGCUCUAUGAUGGACAAAUCUGCACAUUGCCAGGCCGACUAAGAAUCCAACCCUUUCUAUGGAGCAAAGAUGAUGUGAUUCAUUGGCUAAGAUGGGCUGAAAAAGAAUAUUCACUCAGGAAAUCUGAUGAUAGUAACUUUGAAAUGAAUGGAAAAGCCCUUUGUAUUCUCACCAAGGAAGAUUUCAAAUUUCGGGCUCCUAAUUCAGGAGAUGUAUUAUAUGAAUUACUCCAAUACAUAAAGACCCAGAGAAGAGCUCUUGUGUGUAGCCCUCUCUUUAAUAUUUCCUUUUGGGAUAUAGACCAUAACCUGACCCAGAGCACUGCAGAAGGUACCAAGUGCAACUUAGAAGAUUUCCCAGAUAAGGUCCCUGCAUUGCCUUUGGAAUAUCCAACAAUCUUCACUAGUCAUGCAAGUUACUCUGACUCAUCUCAGUCUUCUGCCAAGACACUCUGUACUCCUGGGACACCUCUUGUUUAUAGCAACCCAGAGAUCAGCCAUUGUGGAAACAUUUGCUCUUUUCCUGUAAAAUCUGCUGCUCCGGUCAGUGGGAAAAUAUCAGACUGUAGGUUACUUUUGGAUUACAUCUACCGGCUCCUCUCUGAUAGCCAGUAUGAAUCAUUUAUCAAGUGGGAAGACAAAGAAACCAAGAUCUUUCGGGUUGUAAAUCCCAAUGGCCUUGCUGGACUCUGGGGUAAUCAAAAGAACCGAAGAAAUAUGACAUAUGAGAAGAUGUCAAGAGCAUUGAGGCAUUAUUAUAAACUCAACAUCAUCAAAAAGGAAACUGGACAGAAAUUAUUAUUCAGAUUCCUAAAAGUUCCUGGAGAAAUAAAACAAUACACAGCCAGUAAAUUGGAGUAGCUGAACAAUGAAGAGCAGAAAGGAGAGGACUCAAUUUUUUUUAACCAGAAAUCUCACUGUAGACAUUUGCCAAUUUUGCCAUGUCAUAGUGGCAUCAAGAGCUUGUAUUAAUCAGCAGGAAAAUAUUUGAUGUCUAUAUGAAGACAAAAAACAAAAAAGGCCUUGAGGAAUUGUGCAUCCUGUAAAUGAAAUGCAAAGAACUAAUCCAUUGGACUUCUGCUGUCAAAUGUAAUAGAAGCAAUUGUGCAAAACAACGUUUAAAAACUGAAUCAGCAAAUCAAUUCUUGUUCCUGUCAGUCAUGUUGCUAUAGAAUUACUUAGGUGUUCUCAAAGAUGCUCUCCUACCCAUAUAAAAAUACUUCAUGGGAAAUUAAACAGUUUUUCAUCUGGAAAAAAACAACAAAAAGGCUAAUAUAUUUGCAAUGAUCAUUGUUACAGAAUGCUUUGAGAAUAACAGAGUUGGAAGGGACUUGGGAAGUCUUCCAGUUCCAACUCCCUGCUCUAGCAUGAAACCUAGAGCAUUUUGGACAAGUGCGUGUCUAAUCUCUUCUUAAAAACCUCCACUCAUGGAGCACCCACAAUUUCUGGAGCAAGCCAGUGAUUAAUUAGUCUAACUGACAGGGAAAUUCUCCUUAAUGCUAAGUUGGAUCUCUCUUAGUUAAGCUUUUAUCCAUUACUUCUUGCCUUGCCCUCAGGUGCUUUGCAAAAUAGGUUGGCCCCCUCUUCUCUGUGACAACUUCUCAAAUAUUGGAAGACCGCUAUCAUUCCACCCAUAGUUCUACUCUUCAUUAGACCAGAUAUUCCAAAUUAUCACAACCAUUCAUUGUAUGCUUUAAGUUUCAGUUCCCUAAUGAUCUUUGUUGCUCUUUGCACUCUUUCUAGCAUCUUUUUGUGCAGUGGCUACCAAAACUAGAGGCAGCAUUCCAAGUAUGGUCUUACAGCAGGGGUAGUCAACCUUUUUAUACCUACCGCCCACUUUU